UGAGGUGCAGUUUUCUGGACAUGACUGUCAAACAUAACUCUCCCAUGUAUUCCUAUGAUUUCGUCUCCAUUUUUAAAAAUCCUUAUCAGAGGAUGUCACUUCAUGCUGUGUUCUGACACCUAUGGGGAGAGAGUCCUUGAACACCUUGUAAAUUCCCAGAAUGAUUAGUAACUACAGCAACCUACAUUCUUUUAAAAAGUAGCAAAGCCAUAAGCCUCUAAUGCUAACCCAUGGCAAUUAAUCUGUACCAGUGUGGAGUGUGCAUUCGCAAGAACCUUCCAAACUGUAGAUAUAAUUGUCCCAUACUGAAAUGCACCAAGGACGGAGAAGCCCUUAGGCUGAGUCCAUUCCACUUGGUAAUUAUUAAUUGUUCCACUGUGUGAUGAAGGACAAUGGCAGCACAAAAAGGGUGGUCAGAGCCAUUCAGGAGGAUUGCUAACUGAUUCAGAAUGGAAAGAAGAUGGUUUCUUUGGAACUGGUGGUUAUUCCAUAACAUUGGAAUGGUGGGUCUUUGGGAAGGGUAUGUUACUCAUCUCCAAUGCAGGGAAAACAUAACCCGAGUCCUGGUCUAAUUCAAGAAUUCCUAAAGACUGAAGGCUUUCUUAUCUUGCCAGAAUGAGACAAGUGACUUUUUGGAUUGUACUGGAACACAUUUGUCGUCUGCUAGGGAUUUCCACCGGAGCAGUGCUCAUUGCUGUGGGUACAGACACGCUUCUUCAGGGGAAGUUUAAGAGCCUGGCUGUCUACUUAAUUAUUUCAGGGAUCGCCGUUUCAGUGUGCGAAGCAGCAUACUUUGCCAGUCUGUUCUUGGCCAUCGGUUCUACCCCGAAGAUAGGAUCCAUGAAGUACACUUGCUGGAAGCAAGCCAGACGCCGUGGAGCAUUCCAGAAGUUCCUAGCAUAUGUGCUACUUUCAAUAGCAUGCUUCUUGCACCCUGUGCUUGUAUGGCAUGUUACUAUUCCAGAUUUGAAGAGUAUCUUCAGAGGCUACAAGAAGCAAAAUAUUGUCAUGUCAGACUCUUUAGCCAUAUUGUCUACAAAGAGGCAAACACACUUAGAGGAGAAUGUGGUGGAUGUUAUCUUGCCUGUUAGAGAAAAUUCAGAAGAGCUGGAAAGCCUGCCUGAGGAAACCACAUCUGAUACGGCCCUCAUUCUUAAUUCACAGAUCAUUAAUAGCUAAAAUAAUUUCUUUUUGCUACGUGCAGCUUUUUUGGCAAUGAUGUUUGCCUAUGAUUCCAGUGUUUUCUUUACAGUUACAGCUACUUCACUCACAGAAUAGACCUAAUUGCUUUGAACUAGUGACAAGGGAUACAUAUUCCCAUUAAUGCUGAUUAACAGGGAUACAUAUUCAAGAGAACUCUCUCCUAUUUCCUGGAGUCCACUUUACUUUUCUCACCGAUGAAGCAAUUUGUCUGCUUUGUCUCAUUUUAGUUAUUCAGUCACUACUAUAGCAAUUGAAAGUGCUGGUAACGAUUGAGGAAGCUAUCUGAUGUUGCUUAGCAAGUAAAGACAGUAUGCAGAAUCUCAUGAAAAAAACUGCAUUUUCCCCAGGUCAUUCUGCUUCUCGAUUUAAUAUCUUGCACUUUGGCUAUGAAAUGCAAUUUUUCAAACCCGAUUCCAACGGGACUUGAUACAGUUUGAUUAUUUUGAUCUGUACAUAAUAUCUGACUCCUAGCCAAUAGUCUGCUGCCACCUAUAACACAUAUUUUUGUUAUCUUUUGGAAACAAAUUCCAUAAACAUACUAGAGUUUCAUCGACACUUUUUUCUGAUUGGGGUGUGGUUAACUGUGGUACAACUAUCAAAACCUAAGGCUUGGCUAUUCCCAAGUGCCUAUUUCAAACUUGCUUUUGAAUUGAUUUUUCAGUUUUUAAGAAGCAAAACUUAUUUUAAAAGAUGCUUAAAAUAGAUAUAGUUAAAUUCACAUAUCUUUACAAACUAUUAACAAAUUUAAUGACCUCCCCCGCAACACCCCAACAACAGUUUGUUAUUUUUCCACAUAUUUUAUAAUUACUAUGAGGGUUAUCUGGAAAGUAAGGUUACAAGGCACAUAGCUCUCAUGGGGCAUUUUCUCAGGGUAAGUUGAUAUCACUGCCAUGUAGCGGGAAGCCAGCGGGAGCGAACAAGCAGUGCCAGUCAUCAGUAGCUCAUCACCUGGCGUUGUGAUGAAGCUUAGAGAUGAGUGUUCUCGUUCUGUUUCCUCCCAAGUGCGAAGUUUGCACUGUAAUAUGCUACCUAAAUGCUAACGGCAUGAACACCGCUGUGAUUCAUUGUGAAAUUGUUUCAGUUUAUUGAGAGGACAUAAUGUCAAGAUAAUAUGUGACAAAAUGGGUAUGGAAUAUAUUGUGAGACCAUGAAGAAACUUUGCAGAGCCAUCCAAAGCAAACGUUGUGGGACACUGAUGGUGGGAGUCUGUCUCCUUCAUGAUAUUGCACAUCCACACACUGCUCGAGCAACACAAGAGUUGUUGGCUUCAUUUGGUUGAGAUGUUUUAAGCCACCCCUCCCACAGACCUGAUCUCGCACCCAGUGACUAUCAUCUGUUCACUAAAUUGAAGGAACAUCUGGGUGGAAAACACUUUUCCGACAAUGACGAGGUGAAAAUCGAAGUGAUGAACUGGUUGAAAAAGGUGGAGGGAAACUUCUAUGACACAGGCAUCAAAAACUCAUCCUACGGAUGACAAAAUGAAUUGAACUGAAUGGUGAUUAUGUGGAAAAAUAAUACGACACCUAUGCUACAAUCCAUGUAAGUUUUAUUAAAAUAUAUUCAUUCUUUGUAUUUUUAAAAAAAUCUUGUAACCUUACUUUCUGGAUAACCCUGGUAUUAGUACUUCCUCCUCCUCCUUGUUUUCUUCUGAAGACAAAAAUCAUCAUUAUUUAUACCUCCAUUUUUUCUCUCCACAAAGUACUUUAAUGCAUUUUGUCUCACUUUGUUAUUAAACAAAUUGCUUCUACUGUC
Anolis sagrei ordinatus is the source of this 2955-nucleotide messenger RNA. The record is from RefSeq and is a predicted model, not a curated record. Lineage: Eukaryota; Metazoa; Chordata; Lepidosauria; Squamata; Anolidae.